AUGUUCAAGAAAUUUGAUGAUAAAGAUAGUGUGAUAGGUAUUCAACAGUUAAAAUCGUCUGUCCAAAAAGGUAUUCGAACAAAAAUUCUUGAUCAAUAUCCAACACUAGAGGAGUACAUAGAUAUGAUAUUACCUAAGAAAGAUGCACUUAGAAUCGUUAAGUGCCAAGAUCAUAUUGAAAUAAUUGUUAAUUCAGCUGGUGACUGUUUAUUUUUUCGGCAUAGAAAUGGCCCUUGGCUGCCUACACUGAAACUUCUUCAUAAAUAUCCAUUCUUCCUUCCUAAAGAACAAGUAGACUUAGGUGCCAUUAAAUUUGUUAUGAGUGGUGCCAACAUUAUGUGUCCUGGUUUGACUUCGCCCGGAGCAAAAAUUGAGCCUGUUCCACAAAAUACAAUUGUAGCUGUUAUGGCAGAAGGCAAACAACAUGCUCUAGCCAUUGGAAUUACUAGUCUUUCUACAGAUGAUAUAUUAAAAGUGAAUAAAGGAGUUGGUAUUGAAAACUGUCACUAUUUGAAUGAUGGUCUUUGGCAAAUGAAAGCUGUGAAGUAA
Messenger RNA from Macrosiphum euphorbiae (potato aphid), 549 nucleotides. The record is from the annotation of a GenBank genome assembly. NCBI's taxonomy places the organism in Eukaryota, Metazoa, Arthropoda, Insecta, Hemiptera, Aphididae.